Messenger RNA from Paraglomus brasilianum, 1257 nucleotides. The record is from the annotation of a GenBank genome assembly. Lineage: Eukaryota; Fungi; Glomeromycota; Glomeromycetes; Paraglomerales; Paraglomeraceae.
AUGACCGUGCCUGCGAAAGUUUUCCGUUCUCUCUGCCUCGCAGCCACCGGGAUAACAAUCUAUUUAUAUUAUUAUACGGCCUUAUGUAACUGGAAAUGGAAAGCUUCUUCGACAAGAAUACUCUUCCUAGCCGACCCACAACUAGAGGGUGAUGCAAAGCUCUACAGGGAUGGCAGAUUAGGCGAGCUUGACUUGAAUUUCAAUGACUAUUAUUUUCGUCAUGUCUUUACUUCGUUCGUAUCGCCAUUUUCGCUUUUCGGUCCUCCCCCAACGCAUGUUGUGCUGUUGGGUGAUCUGUUCUCUAGUCAAUGGAUCGAUGACGUGGAAUUUGAGAAGAGGGUUGAGAGAUUUAAAUGGAUUUUUGGCGAUAAUAACUACAAUCACCAUUUGGUAAAUAUGUCUGGCAAUCAUGAUAUUGGAUACGGAAGAGAUAUGACUCGUUACAGAAUUGAUAGAUGGGAGCGUGUAUUCGGCAAAACGAACUUUUUCUUUCGCGUUCAAACACCAAUCGGUAAUUCUCCAACCAACGCCCAUCACCACCCAGCCUCGCCGCCUGAACACAUAUUUGCUGUUAUCAAUUCACAGAACAUUGAUGGACCAGCUUGGGACGAGGUGCUGCGAUCAGAAACAUGGGCUUUUCUGAAUGAACUUGCAGCUGAGAGAGAGAGAGACAAUUACAAGACGCCUUUGGUUUUGUUGACUCAUAUACCAUUACACAAAGAAGCUGGGUUGUGUGUCGACGGGCUCUUUGUGUGUUAUGAUGAUUUUAAUCAUAUAACAGAACAAAACCAUUUGACUCCUAAUGCGACCAAUUUCAUCCUUACCAAGUUACGUCCACGGUUUAUUUUUGCUGGACAUGAUCAUGAAGGAUGUGAUGUGACAUAUGACGUUACGUGGAGUAAAGAGGAAGGCAAGGAUGAAAUCACAGUGGAGGCCUAUCUGACAAAGGAUUAUAGUCAGGCCACGGCCAGAAAGAGCGAACGAUAUGACGAUCAAGAUGGCAAUCUAGGUGUGCGUGAAGUGACAGUGCGGUCUGUCAUGGCUGGAUUCGGUGGGAACGCUGGGCUGUUUGAGAUUAGAUAUCGCAACGGAGCCUUCCAGUAUGCUUAUCAAAAUUGCCCAUUUGUAACCAAUCAUAUCCCAUGGAUAAUAAUGAUACUUGACGCUAUUUUGAUACUUGUCUGGAUUUUUAUGAAGGUCUUUCUGUCAGCGUGGAACAAAAUGCUUGUAGAAGGUGUGCCACCUAUAAAGAAUUAA